CCUGGCAUGAUCUUGGCCAUUUCACAUGUAAGCUAAACAAAAUGGGACUUGGUGAUAAGGUUUUCGCUGCUUCCGAUCCUAAAGAAGAGCUAAAGGUUGAAACAUUAGAAGAAAAUGAAAUAAUAGCAAAAGCAGAUGAAGUUAGUUUUUGUGAUGAAAAAUCUGGUGAAGUGGGUGAAGUAGACAAAAAUUUAAAUGAAGGGAGUCAGAAACCACCAGAUCAAGACUGUAUGUGUUUUUGUUUUUGUGAGGAUCCUGAGGAUAGUGAAAAUCCAGAGGAUGAUAAAAAAGAGGGUGCUGGUGAUCCCGACUGUGCCUGCUUUUGCUUUUGUGAAGACCCUAAAGAACCAGAGGAGCUGGUCGAUCCUUUAGAAGAGCUUAGGAAAUCAUGUGCUGAAAAGGAAGAAUGCAGUAAAUUAAAGGACAAACUAGACAGCUGCAGUGCUCGUGUGGAUAGCAAAAGUCAAACUUCAGAAACUUGUGUAGAAGAACUAAUAGAUUUUAUGCAUUGUCUAGACCAUUGUGCAUCAAAGACCCUUUUUUCAAAGUUGAAGUAAUGUGUUAGAACUGGCCAAGAAUAGUGAUAGUUUGCAUUUGAUCAGCUUAUUCUGCACAGGAUAACUGAAUGCAUAACAUAAAUUAUUAAAGAUGGAUUAUAAUUUAGGGUUUUUUUUGUAGGAUGUUUAUACAAAAGUGCUUUGAAAUGUGGUGUCACUGAGUUGACAGUGUCAUGACUGAAGGUAUCAGCCAUGUAUGAGCAAGUUAACUUAUGUAUGGGCUAGUGAGGGAAAGGUUAAGUUCACUGUUUGAAUUGUUACAUUGUCAAUAAAAAUGAUUUUUAUGAAC
Physella acuta is the source of this 846-nucleotide messenger RNA. Its product is annotated as cytochrome b-c1 complex subunit 6, mitochondrial. Gene Ontology annotation, cellular component: respiratory chain complex III. The record is from RefSeq and is a predicted model, not a curated record. Gene Ontology annotation, biological process: mitochondrial electron transport, ubiquinol to cytochrome c. Lineage: Eukaryota; Metazoa; Mollusca; Gastropoda; Physidae.